Brassica napus (rape) is the source of this 1087-nucleotide messenger RNA. RefSeq lists its product as uncharacterized. The coding region runs from base 472 to 966 and encodes 164 amino acids. The record is from RefSeq and is a predicted model, not a curated record. NCBI's taxonomy places the organism in Eukaryota, Viridiplantae, Streptophyta, Magnoliopsida, Brassicales, Brassicaceae. The transcript has 2 exons.
UUGACCAACAAAAAAUGUUCCCAAAUAACAUUGGUUUUCCCAUCUAUAAUAAUUAACUGUAAUACAUAUAUCAAAACUUAGGCAAUAUCGAGUAGUAGUAAACAGAUGGCAAAGAGUUUUUUUUUUAGCUUAAAAUAAGAAUCAUUUCAAAAAGCUAAUCAUUUGUCACUUUCUCCUCCUCCUUUACCUAUCAUCCAAACCCAAAGCAAACGCUACUUCCCUUUUAAUAUAUUAGUGUCACAAAUCUCCAACAUCAUCGACAGGCGACUACACAGAAAAAUGCAAGAUCCACGGAAUCACGUUCCAUCUUCUCCCACCAUCUCCUCCGUCUCUUCCUCCGAUCUUGAUACAGAGAACUGUUACAGAAACAUAUCUUUGUGUUCUUGAUUGGGUUUCUUUAUUGGUGAUUGGAGGAUAUAUUAGUCUACAGGAUCCUUCUUCCAUGAUAGAAGCAUCACACUUGGAACUCUUAUGGGACUUAGUUUCACCGCAACCAUGCCCAUGAUGCCAUUCCGAGCUUCUUCCCACCGCCACGUGUCACCCUCCCUCACAGCCUCCGACGCAACAAGACUCAACCAGAGGAAACGUCCUCCGUCGAACUCGUCUGAGCGACAUCGACGCCGCAAGUGGUGGCGCUUUUGCCGAGACGACGACGAUGGCCCUGGAAACGGGUUGCAACGCGGGGCCGGAGACUGUAGUAGACGUUCGUCUCUCGGUGAGUAUCUGGAGGUUGAACGGAGGUUUGGAGAUGAAGCCGUCUACGGCUCCGCCGAGUCGGAGCUAGAGGGUGCGGUGGCGCGUUACCGGGAACAGCAGCCGGCGGUGGCGGAACGGGCGUUGUUCGCCGACGGGAGGGUACUUCCUCCGGCUUCUGCUGAGAUUGUUACCGGAGAAAGUACACCGGUGGCUACGGCACUUUGUAGAUUCCCGGUUUCCUUAACCGGUAUAUGCAGCGGAGGAGGGUGAUAAAUCCAUCGUCGGUCCAUGUGCUUAUUUGUUUCUUUAAAAAAAUUAUGUAUUCAAUAAUCUUUAGAAUCGUAAUAAUCAUUGUUAGUCGAGAAAAUGUGAUGAAGUUUAAUAACAGCAA